AUUUCCAGGCUCUCGCAGAGCUCCGCGUAUUGCUGCCUGUUAACGUCUUGGACCUAUGCGGCUUCAACCACGGAGCAGAGACGGACCGCUUGUGCCAUUCACAGCCACAGAAAGGGCUCCCCCGCACCCCGCAUAUACACACACCCCGCUGCACGCUGGACGCUUUCUUUUUUUUUUUUCUACAUGCGCCUCCGACCGGAAUAAAUAAUUGAGGAAUGUGGAGAAUACAGAAUGCCCAACAGCGCUGGAAAGAGAUUUAAACCCACCAAAUACAUCCCGGUGUCCACUGCUGCCACGCUCCUGGUGGGAUCGACCACUUUAUUUUUCGUCUUCACGUGUCCCUGGUUGAUGAAGGUAAUCUCUCCCGCUGUGCCCCUCUACAAUGGCCUGGUCUUCCUCUUCGUCUUGGCCAACUUCAGCAUGGCAACCUUCAUGGACCCUGGUAUUUACCCCCGAGCUGACGAGGAUGAGGACAAGGACGACGAUUUCCGGGCGCCGCUUUACAAAAACGUGGAGAUCAAAGGCAUUCAGGUCCGGAUGAAGUGGUGCGCCACCUGCCACUUCUACAGGCCGCCCCGCUGCUCACACUGCAGCGUCUGCGACAACUGUGUGGAGGAUUUCGACCAUCACUGUCCCUGGGUGAAUAACUGCAUCGGUCGGAGGAACUACCGUUACUUCUUCCUCUUCUUGCUGUCGUUGAGCGUUCACAUGGUGGGAGUCUUCUCCUUCGGCCUCAUAUUUGUCCUCCACCACAGAGAAAAGCUGGGAGGACUUCACACCACUGUCACCAUGGUGGUGAUGUGCAUAGCGGGGCUGUUCUUCAUCCCGGUUAUGGGCCUCACGGGCUUCCACAUGGUGCUCGUAGCUCGGGGUCGAGCGACUAAUGAACAGGUGACGGGCAAGUUUCGUGGGGGAGUAAAUCCAUUCACCAAGGGUUGCUGUGGCAACGUGGAGUACGUCUUAUGCAGUCCGCUGGCGCCCAGGUACGUGUUCGACCCCAGGAAGAGGCCCCACGUCAAAAUCCAGCCCCCGUUUAUCCGACCGGACCUCUCUGACCGGCAGAUCACCAUCAAGGUCAGCGACAACGGCAUGCACAGCACGAUAACGAACUCCAAGUCCAAAAGCAGCAUCGACGGCCUGGACGGCAAAGAAACCCAGCCGCCGCUGCCCCCCAAAGCUGACAGGUACAACCAGCUGAAAGGCCAGCUGACGUCCAGCGAAGAAAGCUCUCUUUCUGGAAAAACCCACCCUUCCACUCCAGCGAUGUACAGAUUCAAGCCAUCCUUUGGCACAAUGCCAAAAGUCCACUACCACACUGCUGGAGAGAAGAUCGUUAUGCCAGAUGGUCGAAAAAACUCAGCCAUCUUGGAAGAAGGUGUACGAUCCGACUACCGAUCUGAGCCAAACCUCGAUCUGCCCGAGUAUGCCAACGCUCCGCUCCACCGCACUUUCCAGUCCUCACCUCACCAGCUGGAUGCAGAUCCCACCAACUCCCGUACACUCAGCCUGAAGCAAGGUCACCGCCGGCCAGAGAAGGGCCAGCUGCAGGCGCUGCCGCCCCAGACGGUCGCUUCCACUGCGUACAAGGGUGUUUUCUCUCCAAACACUCUCUCCAACCGUAACGGCAGUCUGUCCUAUGACAGUCUGCUCAACCCCAGCAUCUCUCCAGCCAGUGCCAAUGAGUGCAUGGCCCACCGGGGUAUGCCAUCCAUGGGAUUCCAUUCACCCUACCUGCCCACCAAAAUGUGCCACAUCCGGGAAUCUGAGAUCCACAGACAACAGGUUGCUCAAACUUACAGUCCGGUGAUGCCUCCCAGAGGGUUGGGCAGACAAUCCCCUCACCUAAGGGACAGAGAGCCAUCUCCGGUGCGCUAUGAUAACCUCUCCCAAACCAUUAUGGCCUCCAUCCAGGAGAGGAAGGAGAAGGAGGAGAGGGAGAAGCGGCAGAUGCUGCACGGACGCUCCCAGACCCAUAUCUACGCCCAGGACUCUGGCGUGUUCGACGCAGGUUAUGGCCCACCCGCCAACGCCGGCUUCCUAGAUGGACCUCGUGGGCACGGCUCUAGAGGCCCGACACCGCCAGCGUACGGUGGCUCCAGGGACAAUCUGAUGGGGGUCGGGCUGGUAAACUACGGCCAAAGAACCCCCGUAUUGCGUCACGCUGGUACCACUCUUGGCCGGGCCCCCAGGACUUCAUCCACCUCCUUACACACAGACCACAGCAGCUCUAACAGCAGCCAGGGCAGGGCCCCCAGCCACGAAGGCUCCUAUCGCUCCCCCACCCACAAGCCCCGAUCCCCGGCCAUGCCCCGAUCCCCCUCCUACUCCCACCAGAAAUUUUCCUACAUCAGCGCUCACGACAGGACAGACUCCCCUCGGUUAGGGGGCCAGAGAGAGGCCAUGAAAGUUAACGGGCAGAUGGACUGCCACCUGAGCCCCAGUCGCCACGGUAACGUCAAAAAGGUGACAGGCGUCGGAGGCACCACGUACGAAAUAUCUGUGUGAGCGAGGAAAGCACCCUCAGCUUGUUCACAACAACAUCGCUGUGGAGGGGAGAAAUUGUCUUUUGUCCAAUCGGGGCUCGUUAUUACCUGGUGAUAUGAUUUAACUGUCCAAUCAAAGGAACUCAUUGUGUGAGGCUGUCAAAGCAAUACCGUAUGAAUCUGUGCUGAUGGAGAACAGUAGUAGGGGAACAGUAGUAGGAAAAAAAAAAAACAAAACAAAAAAAAAAACGCCUCAAGAAAUGAUGUGUGUGUGAGCGUGAAGGCUUUUGUCGUCAAUAAUUCUGACUCGCCAUCUUGGUUGGUGGAACAGGAAGUCCGGCAGCCUGUCGUGAGCCAGCUGCUCUGGACAUCCGGACCUCGGCAAGAAGACUGCUGCUCGGGUCCUACGUGACAAGAAUUCAUGGUGCUUUACUUUUUCUCCUCCCGUACCGUUCACAUCGUCUUUGGGCGUGUUGUGAUGAACAUCUUAAAGGCUUUGAGAGUCAGCCAGGAAGUUUAGGAAACAUACGUAACAGGAGUGGAAAGAGAAGGUUUUAGUCUUCUCAUCUCGUCUGAUGGUUGCAUUCCAAAUUCAGUUGCUUUUGAUUGAAAAAAGGAAAAGAUAACUUUGUGUUUGUUAAAAAUAUUUUUUCUCAGGAAUUAAUGCAACCAGCAGACAUGCUAGUUGACAUGAAUUCAUAUAUUAUGAAUGUGUUUUUUUUCCCUUGAUGUUUAUUGCAGAUUAUUUAGGGCUUUCUUUCCCUCUUUUACCUUCACAAAAGGGCGGCGUGGAGCUGUGUGCCCUUGUUUUUCAGAGACAACCCUACAACACAAGAGCUGGGCUGGUAUGUUUGCAUUCUGAAAUCCUAGAAUACCUCAUCACAAUAUUUCUCACAGACUCCAGAUAAGUUAAGACUUGCACAGUCCCAAGAAAAACUCAUGUUUCAUCAAAUAAAGGAAAAUAUAUAUAUGUGAUUUAAAAAUGAGUGUCAAAUAAGGUGUCUUUUUGAUACAAUUUUAGUUUUCUUUUUUCCUUUAACAUGCCCAAUCUCUUAAAAACCAUGUUUGAUACAUAUUUUUUUUACCUACAUUUUGGUUGAAUUUUAAUGUUUAAAGUGAGGGAGGCGCUCCUGGUAGAUAUGCUUAAAAAUUAUGAAAUGAUUUCAUCUUUGCUUGCAGUAGCAUAAUCUAAACCGGAUUCAUUUUUCUGAAAAAUGUAACCUUUAACUUGAGUAUAUUUAUUCAGUUGGGGGUAAAAAAUGUAUUCAAAGAAAUAAAAGUUUUUAAACAUGUGGCACAAUGAGUGGUACUCCUACCAAUCACUUUAAAAGAAAAGUUUUAUUUAGACUCUGUAAAGCUGAUCAAAGUUUCUAGGAACUGCUGAGUAUUAAUACACGGCACUGAUUUCUUGGAGUACAUUUAUGACAUUAAAAGACCCAGGCUUGAUGGGGACCUAUAUUUAUCUUGCCACCCUACAGUGAGCAGGGUGACAAGGCAGAUGGUAAAAAUAUUUCCAAAGCUCACUAUGAUGAGAUCUACCGCAAAGACGAGUCCUGCUGCCACAAAGUCCCUGAAAACAGGUUGUUUGGAAGGGAUGCAAGUAAAAAUGUUUUUCUGUUCCUAACAUCACAAAAGAAAAACAUGGAAUUUGCUGUCUUUCUGGUGGAAUAGCUGGAAAGUGAGAUGAGACUAAAAUUGAGCUUUCCAGCAAUACCUCAGGUAGGUUUGGUGUGUAAUAAAGAAUGAAUACGAGGAAUAGCAACUCAAACCCACUAAAAUACGGUGCAGCAUCUGUGAUGGUACGGGGCCUUUUUCUCUUCUGGAAUGCGUUUUGGAACUUGUAUUGGUAUUUUUUUUCCCCCUUACAUACCAGGACAUUUUAAAUAAAACAUGCAAACUUUGUUGUUCUGUAGAAGGCAAAGUACUAAUAACAGGAGUACCAAUAAAUAUGCCACUUUAUGAUUUUCUUUAAUACAUGUUUUUAUUCUUCAUCUGUAUAAAUGUACUCAAAAAAUUACUGUCAAAUUAUGCUACUAUAGCAAAAAAAAAAAAUUAUUUUAAGGCUUAUUUUUUAACACAUCUUUACCAGAGUUGCCAGUAAAUGUGUCCAGGUCUGUAAAUAUAACAUUGCCAUGAAUUCACUAGAUGAAUCAGAUCAUGGACAAUGAGUAAACUGAAAUAUUGCUUGUUUUACGUUGCUGUGCAAGAAUAAGUCUAUGGUAAAUCGUAACUGAUAGAUUUGUGUUGUGGAAAUUAACGUUAAAGUGACAUGACUAGUGAGCGGUCACAUGGUCCUUAUGGUCAAACAUUACAGGUCAAGGAAUGUGCAUGUCAUUAUAGCUGCCUUGAGUUAUCAAUGCCAAACGUGGCCAUACUUCUCGAACACAGCAAACGGGUGACAUCUGCGCUUUAGUAGAAUGGAAGUAAUCGGACUAUUUGCAGAGGCUGUCUGGUACAGCGCAUCAACGUUUUUCUUUGCUGUUGAGAUGUAAAAUCCUGAUGACUUUUCAAAAGAGAAAGGCAGGAAUUAAUACAAGCUACAUGUCAGGUUUGUUUGCGUUACAAGAAAAGCCACCGUUGCCUUUUUUAGUGAAGAAAUUGUUUCCUACACAGCUAAGUGUGUCUGAAACACUGCUGAGAGACAAUGAAAUGCAAUCUGUCAAUCAGAUUGAGCAGAAAGUGACUCUGGAGAGCAGUUUGGGCUGGGUGAACCUUUUGAACUGCAAAACAAAAAAAAAAAAAAACAGGGGCGACUCGAACGUGCAAGUUAGGAAACCCCAGUUCCUCUCAUCUGGUUGGUUUAAAUUUCUCUGAAGUUCAAAGCAGAAAAACCAGAGGCUGUGGUAGUCAUUUGCCAAGGUUGAACCUUUACUAACAGUUUGACCAAUGUGGUUGCUCUUUAAGGUCUCACCCACCUGCCUUAAACAAAACGUUCUUGUGAGGCUGUGGUCAACAGGGCUAUUUUGGCAAAUGUGAUGGUUGGGUGAACCAAUAAAACGGAACGGUUGUUUUGUUUACUUAACUCCUGUUUGUAAUGACAUCAAACCCUUGUCUGACCAUGCCUCUGAAUGCAAACAACCAUCAUUCCACCCUAAGGUGACUGCCGUUACGCCAAUGUUCCUUUCCUAGGAUGGACAUCACUGCAGGUCAGGGCCCCAUUCCUGACGGUCGACAACGACAAACCAUUUCGUUUCAAAGACAUAUAUGUAUAAUAGAGAAUACACAAUAGCUGUAUAUGUGUUCCUAUUUUUGUGAAGAGGAAAUAUUCCCAUGACCUGAAAGAAUAAAAUUUCCAACUCUGA
This is a messenger RNA of Poecilia reticulata (guppy), 5785 nucleotides long. It is a transcript of the gene zdhhc8b, whose product is annotated as zDHHC palmitoyltransferase 8b. Gene Ontology annotation, biological process: protein palmitoylation. Gene Ontology annotation, molecular function: palmitoyltransferase activity. The record is from RefSeq and is a predicted model, not a curated record. NCBI's taxonomy places the organism in Eukaryota, Metazoa, Chordata, Actinopteri, Cyprinodontiformes, Poeciliidae.